GUAGACGUUUAUCUCGAUUUUAAAAGUCAUAAAACAACCUUAGUAUGGUUCAAUUUAAUCAACUGCCCACAAUAGUAUUUUAUAGAGGGGCAUUCUAGUAGAAGCAGAAAUAUUACCUUAAAUAUCUUCUUAUGACUGAUUGUAUUGAACUUACCAUUGGUUAAAAUAAGAUUUUAUAACAUUCCAAAAUGAUCGUCCCUCUUAGUAAUGAACAGUUAGAUGCUAUGCGUAAUAUUUUCCCGAGAACAAUAUUAGAAAUCGAUCAAGACUUGGCAAUCAUUAGACAUUGGUUAGAUAAACAACCUCACUUGCCGAAAAUCAGUGAUGAUGUGUUGAAAAAAUUUAUGUUUAGUUUAAAAUAUCGUAUGGAUAAAAUAAAGAUUGUAAUUGAUAACUUCUACACAGUGAAAGAAUCAUAUCCUCAAUAUUACCAUCAACUAGAUCCUUGCACGGAUUCGUUUCGGAAAAUAGUUAAUGCUGUAUACAUAUGUCCUUUACCUAAACUCACGCCAGAUUUGAGUAGAGUAUACUGCUACCGAAUGGCUUCGUUAAACAGUGAACUAGAAGUAGAAAAACAGAUAAAACGUCAUGAAAUGAUGUGGAGCUGGUUGUUUAACAAAGACCCACUAACACUAAGAAAUGUGUGGAUAUUUGAUACAAGUUACAUGACUUCAAUGGCACAAUGGGGACAGUUUAAUUUGGCUUUUUUGAAAAAUAUCUUAAAAAUUUGUAUGGACGCCAAACCAGUUAGAAUAAAAAAGAUUUAUAUAAUUAAUGUUUCCUCUAUUGCCGACACUACACUCAAUUUAAUAAAACAUUUUUUCCCUCAAAAAUUUAGAGACAGAUUUGUAAUUAGCUCUAAUGUUCAGUGUUUACAAGAAGACAUUCCAUUAGAUAUGUUACCAAAUGAGUGGGGUGGUCAAGCUGGUAGUUUAGAAACUUUAAGCAAUGAAAUGUAUUUAGAAAUGGUCAAGUCUAGAGACUGGUAUAUAGAAAUGGAACAUGUCAAAGCUGAUUCUCGAAAACGUAUCAUACAAAAGGAAAAUGGAGAUGAAUCAAUUUUAGGAGUAGAAGGCAAUUUUAAAAAAUUAAAUGUUGAUUAAUUUUCUCACUUGAAGUUUUAAAAUACUU
Messenger RNA from Daktulosphaira vitifoliae (grape phylloxera), 1131 nucleotides. Its product is annotated as retinol-binding protein pinta-like. Gene Ontology annotation, cellular component: membrane. The record is from RefSeq and is a predicted model, not a curated record. The transcript is spliced from 7 exons. Lineage: Eukaryota; Metazoa; Arthropoda; Insecta; Hemiptera; Phylloxeridae. The coding region runs from base 189 to 1103 and encodes 304 amino acids. Gene Ontology annotation, molecular function: phosphatidylinositol bisphosphate binding.